CCAGAGCUGCGCCAGUAUUCAGUAAACUCUCGUCGUGGUUUGGCGUGGUGCUCGCACUCAGUACGGUCGACCAAAAAUUUUCAACUGUUCCCCGUAGCUCUGUGAAAGGUGUGCGGGUGUCAAGUGGAAUUCAACAUUCUAUCCUAGUGCAUUCGAUGUAGUUGGAAGCUUAGCGCUGGAAAUAAACACGUUGGAAUUGGAUCCGUAGGAAACUUGAGUGGUCAGACGGAAGACGGUGCGGUUUCUUGACCCUAGAAGUGGUUAAUCUUCUCCGCAGUACGAACACAGAGCCAUCCUCUUCUUGAGUAAGAAUGAGCAGACGCUACUCGCGUGUGGAGUCCAGUUCAGACCUUCUGGCGUAUUUGGAUCGCGGGCAUUCUGCCAACACCGAAAACCGGUGGACGUUUGAGGUUGCAUGGGAAGUCGCCAAUAAAGUUGGUGGAAUUUACACCGUCAUCCGAUCGAAGGCAUUCGUGUCGACAGAGGAACUCGGAGAUCAGUACUGUCUCAUUGGUCCGUACAAUGAAGCAUCCGCUCGAACCGAAGUUGAGGCUUGCGAGUUCCCGAACAAUGGACCACUUUACGGAGCCGUCAACGCAAUGCGGAACCAAGGAUUCAAGGUGCAUUGCGGUCGCUGGCUGGUGGAUGGAAAUCCGCAGGUCAUUCUGUUCGAUAUCGGCUCCGCCGCAUGGAAGCUGGACUCCUACAAGCAUGACCUGUGGGAAUCGUCCAACAUCGGAAUACCUCACCUGGAUAUCGAGACCAACGAUGCUAUCAUUCUAGGUUACACAAUCGCAUCUUUCAUUGAAGAGUUCAAACGCUGUGCUGAUAACUAUUCACACGACAAUGAAUACGGACCGCCGCGUAUCGUGGCACACUUUCACGAAUGGCAAGCCGGUGUAGGACUGAUAGCCUUGCGUACACAUCAUGUUGAGGUCGCAACCAUGUUCACCACCCAUGCUACGCUACUGGGCCGAUACUUGUGCGCUGGCAACACUGACUUUUACAAUAAUCUCGCCAACUUCCCGGUUGACGAGGAAGCCGGCAAACGGCAAAUCUAUCACCGCUAUUGCCUCGAGCGAGCUGCAACUCACUUGAGUCACGUGUUCACUACGGUUUCGGAGAUUACCGGUUACGAGGCAGAACAUCUACUGAAGCGUAAACCGGACAUCAUCACACCAAAUGGUUUGAACGUGAAAAAGUUUUCCGCUAUUCAUGAGUUCCAAAAUCUCCAUGCGCUGGCUAAAGAGAAGAUAAACGAGUUCACUCGUGGACAUUUCUACGGCCACUUUAACUUCGAUCUGGAGAAAACACUUUACAUGUUCAUAGCCGGAAGGUACGAGUUUACUAACAAAGGUGCUGACAUUUUCAUUGAAGCAUUAGCUCGGCUCAAUCAUUUACUGAAGUCAAGUAGACCGGAUGUAACCGUAGUGGCAUUUUUGAUUUUCCCUGCCAAGACCAACAAUUUCAACGUAGAAUCGUUGCGUGGUCAUGCUGUGUGCAAACAACUUCGCGAUACAAUUAACAAUCUGCAGCAGCAAAUCGGCAAACGAAUGUUCGAAACCUGCAUGAAAGGACAUCUCCCCGAUGGAAAUGAAAUUCUAACCAAGGAGGAUAUCGUGAAAAUCAAACGUUGUUUGUAUGCCUUGCAGCGUGACAGUAACCCACCAGUGACCACUCAUAACGUGGUGGAUGACUGGAACGAUCCGGUGCUGGAAUCGGUUCGCAGAUGUCAUCUUUUCAACACGGAAUAUGAUCGUGUGAAAAUCGUAUUUCAUCCGGAGUUUUUGAAUCAAACUAACCCAUUGUUUGGUUUGGAUUAUGAGGAAUUUGUUCGUGGUUGCCAUUUGGGUGUUUUCCCGUCUUACUACGAGCCGUGGGGUUACACACCGGCCGAAUGCACUGUCAUGGGUAUCCCAAGUAUCACUACCAACUUGUCAGGCUUCGGUUGCUUCAUGCAAGAACAUAUCGCUGAUCCGAAAUCAUAUGGAAUUUACAUCGUCGAUCGUCGCCACGUAAGUCUGGAGGAAAGUGUUCAGCAGUUGUCGAAAUUCAUGUACGAGUUCUGCAAGCUCAAUCGACGUCAGAGAAUUAUUCAGCGGAAUCGUACAGAACGUCUGAGCGAUCUGCUGGACUGGAAAAACUUAGGAAUUUACUAUCGUCAAGCCAGAAUACGGGCGCUUAAAACCAUGUACCCAGACUAUGUCGAUGAGUCAGACACCUACCUCAAACGUGCUGGAGACUUCAAAUAUCCACGUCCAGUUAGUGCUCCACCGAGUCCAAGCUCGUCAAGACACACAACACCAGCUCCAUCUUUACACGGAUCUGAUGACGAACAGGAUUCUGUGAAUUCCGAAGAGGAGUUGGAGGAACUUAAGAAGGCUAAUUUGCAUGACUAGACGUUAACUGUCACGGAAAUGUUUCAACUAGCGAUAAAAUUGACAACAGUAGCAUUGAACUAGAUGACCCCCAGCUUUACGGCAGUAGCGCUCCAGUUGAGUGGCAGCUAUACCAACUAUUGCAAUAUCCAGCUAAUAGGCCGUUACUAUCUUAUAGUGGAGCCCCAGAAUGAUAAUAACAUCUGAGCUGCUAAUAAAACCUUUGUUUAGCUUGCAUCUGUUAGAACAAAGUUUUAUAGUCACAAACCAUUCAGCUACGCGUGCGAAGGUCAGCUGCAUCACAGCUCAUCGUUUUACUAGAACCGACGAUCCUAUGAUCAAUCGUGACCAUUUCUUGCAGCUACUGUUCUACUUUUGUGUUCGGUCAUAAGAGUAAUGUUAGAUCGAGAUUACAGAGUUUAUCAUAUAUUAUUUAGUCGAUAUUAUAAAUUAGCUAAAAUAAAUGUUUUUAUCUUUAGUAGCUA
Molecule: messenger RNA, 2863 nt
Organism: Wyeomyia smithii (pitcher-plant mosquito)
Lineage: Eukaryota; Metazoa; Arthropoda; Insecta; Diptera; Culicidae
Gene: GlyS
Product: glycogen [starch] synthase
Exons: 6
Coding region: 312-2399 (695 amino acids)
Biological process (GO): glycogen biosynthetic process
Cellular component (GO): cytoplasm
Molecular function (GO): alpha-1,4-glucan glucosyltransferase (UDP-glucose donor) activity
Source: RefSeq, a predicted model, not a curated record